Molecule: messenger RNA, 7410 nt
Organism: Microtus oregoni (creeping vole)
Lineage: Eukaryota; Metazoa; Chordata; Mammalia; Rodentia; Cricetidae
Gene: Acan
Product: aggrecan
Exons: 21
Coding region: 116-6616 (2166 amino acids)
Biological process (GO): cell adhesion
Molecular function (GO): hyaluronic acid binding; calcium ion binding
Source: RefSeq, a predicted model, not a curated record
CCGCUGCAACGCAGCAAGACCCGGGGCUCACAGCCCCCAGGAAUCCCUAGCUGCCUCGCCAGCGUUACGGGACUGAAGUUCUUGGAGGAACAAGUUCAACUCUUCAAGGUGAACUAUGACCACUUUACUACUGGUCUUUGUGACUCUGAGGGUCAUCACUGCAGUGAGCUCAGAAGAAGUUCCAGACCAUGACAACUCACUGAGCGUGAGCAUCCCUCAACCGUCCCCCCUGAAGGUCCUCCUCGGGACUUCCCUCACCAUCCCCUGCUACUUCAUCGACCCCAUGCAUCCUGUGACCACUGCCCCCUCCACUGCCCCCCUCGCCCCAAGAAUCAAGUGGAGCCGUGUUUCCAAGGAGAAAGAAGUCGUGCUGUUAGUGGCCACUGAAGGACAGGUUCGAGUCAACAGCAUGUACCAAGACAAGGUGUCAUUACCCAACUAUCCAGCCAUCCCCAGUGACGCCACCUUGGAAAUCCAGAACCUUCGCUCCAAUGACUCGGGAAUCUAUCGCUGCGAAGUGAUGCAUGGCAUUGAGGACAGCGAAGCCACCCUAGAGGUCAUAGUAAAAGGCAUUGUAUUCCACUACAGAGCCAUCUCCACGCGCUAUACGCUGGACUUUGACAGAGCUCAGCGGGCUUGCCUGCAGAACAGUGCCAUCAUCGCCACCCCUGAGCAACUGCAGGCCGCCUACGAAGAUGGCUUCCACCAGUGCGAUGCAGGCUGGCUGGCUGACCAGACCGUCAGGUACCCCAUCCACACUCCUCGGGAAGGUUGCUAUGGAGACAAGGAUGAGUUUCCCGGAGUGAGAACCUACGGAAUCCGAGACACCAAUGAGACCUACGAUGUGUACUGCUUCGCGGAGGAGAUGGAGGGCGAGGUCUUUUAUGCCACCUCUCCGGAGAAGUUCACCUUCCAGGAGGCAGCCAAUGAGUGCCGGAGACUAGGGGCACGACUGGCCACCACGGGCCAACUCUACCUGGCCUGGCAGGGCGGGAUGGACAUGUGCAGCGCCGGCUGGCUGGCCGACCGCAGCGUGCGCUACCCCAUCUCCAAGGCUCGGCCCAACUGCGGCGGCAACCUCCUGGGUGUGAGGACGGUCUAUCUGCAUGCCAACCAAACAGGCUAUCCUGAUCCCUCAUCCCGCUAUGACGCCAUCUGUUACACAGGUGAAGACUUUGUGGACAUCCCAGAAAACUUCUUCGGGGUGGGUGGUGAAGAUGACAUCACCAUCCAGACGGUGACCUGGCCAGACCUGGAGCUGCCCCUGCCCAGAAACAUCACGGAGGGAGAAGCCCGGGGCACUGUGAUCCUCACUGUGAAGCCCAUCUUCGACGUGCCCCCCACUAUCUCAGAGCCAGAGGAGGCCCUUACCCUUGUCCCUGAUGUGAGGGCCACAGCCUUCCCCGGGGUUGGGGAGAGAACUGAGGAAGCCAGCAGGCCCUGGGGCUUUCCUGAGGAAACCACGCCUGGGCUGGGCUCUGGCACGGCCUUCACCAGUGAGGACCUGGUGGUGCAAGUGACCCUCGCCCCAGGCGCAGCUGAAGUCCCUGGCCAGCCCCGCUUGCCAGGAGGGGUUGUAUUCCACUAUCGCCCGGGCUCCACCAGGUACUCCCUGACAUUCGAGGAGGCACAGCAGGCUUGCCUGCGCACUGGGGCCGUCAUGGCCUCACCGGAGCAGCUCCAGGCUGCCUACGAGGCAGGCUAUGAGCAGUGUGAUGCCGGUUGGCUGCAGGACCAGACCGUCAGAUACCCCAUUGUGAGCCCACGGACCCCAUGUGUGGGUGACAAGGACAGCAGCCCCGGAGUCAGGACCUACGGCACACGGCCGUCAUCAGAAACCUAUGAUGUCUACUGCUACGUGGACAAGCUUGAGGGGGAAGUCUUCUUCAUCACACGCCUUGAGCAGUUCACCUUCCAGGAAGCGCAGGCCUUCUGUGAAGCCCAAAAUGCCACCUUGGCCUCCACCGGCCAGCUCUAUGCUGCCUGGAGCCACGGCCUGGACAAGUGCUAUGCUGGCUGGCUGGCAGAUGGCAGCCUCCGAUACCCCAUAGUCACCCCUCGGCCUGCCUGUGGUGGGGACAAACCAGGCGUGAGAACUGUCUACCUCUACCCCAACCAGACCGGCCUUCCAGACCCGUUGUCUAGGCACCAUGCCUUCUGCUUCCGAGGUGUGUCCGUGGUGCCCUCUCCAGGAAGAGGAGAAGGUGGCAUGCCCACAUCACCCUCUGACGUAGAGGACCGGAUCGUCACUCGGGUGGGGCCGGCCGUGAAUGCUGUGCCUCUGGGGUCGGAGACGACAGCAGGGCCAGAUUUCACCACUGAGUCAGAAAAGCAGACAGAAUGGGAACCAGCCUACACCCCAGUGGGUACAUCCCCGCUGCCAGGGAUCCCUCCCACGUGGCUUCCCACCACCCCAGCUGCAGAGGACCACACUGAAAUCCCCUCUGCCACUGAAGAGCCCUCUGCCCCAGGAGUGCCUUCCACCUCCGAAGAGUCAUAUACAGCAUCACCUGCAACGCCACGUGGGACAGAGCUGCCAGGUUCUGGGGAGGCAUCAGGGGCACCUGACCUCAGCGGUGACUUCACAGGCAGCGGAGAAGCUUCGGGACACCUUGGCUCCAGUGGGCAGCCAUCAGGGACCAGUGAAAGUGGACUUCCCUCUGGUGACCUUGACUCCAGUGGCCUCAGCCCCACAGUGAGCUCAGGCCUGCCAGUAGAAAGUGGGUUGGCCUCAGGGGAUGGAGAAGGAGUGGAGUGGUCCCGGACUCCUACAGUUGGCAGGCUGCCCUCUCGAGGGGAGGGCCUAGAAGGUUCUGCCUCUGGAACAGGAGACCUUAGUGGGCUGCCUUCCGGAAGGGAAAUGAUAGAAGCAUCUGCUUCUGGAGCAGAAGAUACCAGCGGGCUUCCUUCUAGGGGAGACGGUCUAGAAACUUCCACCUCUGGUGUAGAGGAUAUCAGUGGGAUUCCUACUGGAAGAGAAGGUCUAGAAACAUCUGCUUCUGGAGUGGAGGACCUCAGUGGAUUUCCUUCUGGACAUCCAGAAACAACUACCUCUGGAAUAGAGCACAUCAGUGUACUUCCUACUGGAGGAGAAGGUCUAGAAACUUCUGCUUCUGGAGUGGGAGAUCUGAGUGGACUUCCCUCGGGAGAAGAAAGUCUAGAAACAUCUGCUUCCGGUACAGAGGAUGUCACCCAGCUUUCUACUGAAAAACAGGGUCUAGAGACUUCUGCCUCUGGAGUGGAGGACAUCAGUGUGCUUCCUACUGGAAGAGAAGGUCUAGAAACUCCUGCCUCUGGAGUAGAGGAUGUUCGUGGACUUCCUUCUGGAACAGGAGGUCUAGAGACUUCUGCCUCUGGAGUAGAGGACAUCAGUGUGCUUCCUACUGAAGCAGAAGAUCUAGAAACUUCCAUCUCUGGAGGCUAUAUCAGUGGGAUUCCUUCUGGUGGAGAUUCUAUAGAAACUUCUGCUUCUGGAGUAGAAGGUGUGAGUGGCCUCCCUUCUGGAGGAGACAGUCUAGAAACUUCUGCAUCUGGAGUAGAGGAUCUUGAUCUUUCUACCAGGGAAGGCCUGGAGACUUCUGCCUCAGGAGUAGGUGUUACUGAGCCUCCUUCUGGAAGAGAAAAUCUAGAUACCUCUGCUUCUGGGGUAGGUGAGGACCUUAGUGGGCUUCCUUCUGGAAAAGAAGGCCUAGAGACCUCAACGUCUGGAAUUGAGGACCUUGGUGGGUUGCCUUCUGAAAAAGAUUUGGUAGGUUCUGCUUCUGGAGCCCUGGACCUUGACAAGCUACCUUCUGGAACUCUAGGAAGUGGCCAAACUCCAGAAGCAAGUGGCCUUCCCUCUGGAUUUAGUGGUGAAUAUUCUGGAGUGGAAAUUGGAAGUGGCCCAUCCUCUGGCCUGCCUGACUUCAGUGGACUUCCAUCCGGAUUCCCAACUGUCUCCCUAGUGGACAGUACCUUAGUGGAAGUGAUCACAGCCACCACCGCCAGUGAACUGGAAGGAAGGGGAACCAUUGGCAUCAGUGGUGCAGGAGAAGUAUCAGGGCUGCCCUUCGGUGAGGUGGACAGUAGUGGGGACAUUAGUGGUCACCCUUCAGGAACUGAACUCAGUGGCCAAGUAUCCGGGUCUCCUGAUGUCAGUGGAGAAACAUCUGGAUUUUUUGAUGCUAGUGGACAGCCGUUUGGCUCUCAUGGCGUCAGUGAGGGAACAUUUGGGAUUCUUGAAGUCAGUGGGCAGCCGUCAGGGAUCCCUGACACCAGUGGAAUGUCUGUAGUGACUGAGCUUAGCGGACUGUCCUCUGGACAACCAGAUGUCAGUGGAGAAGGGUCUGAAGCGCUCUUUGGCAGUGGCCAGCCCUCUGGCAUACCUUUUGUGAGUGGAGAAACCUCUGGGCUUCCAGAUGUCAGUGGGCAGCCCUCAGGGUCUCCAGUGUUCAGCGGAACAACACCCAGUUCCUCCGACCUGGUUUCUGGCACCAUGAGUGGCAGUGGGGACUCUUCUGGCAUUACAUUUGUGGAUGCCAGUCUUGUUGAAGUGACGACCCCUACUACGCUUAAAGAAGAAGAGGGCUUAGGAUCUGUGGAACUCAGCGGCCUCCCUUCAGGGGAGACGGAUCUGUCUGGCACAUCUGGGACAGUGGAUGUCAGUGGACAGUCUUCUGGAGCAAUCGAUUCCAGUGGACUCCCAUCCUCAGCUCCAGAAUUCAGUGGCCUCCCGAGCGGAGUAGCUGAGGUCAGUGGAGAAUUCUCCAGAGUUGAGACUGGGAGCAGCUUGCCCUCGGGAGCAUAUGAGGGCAGUGGACUUGCUUCAGGUUUCCCUACUGUGUCUCUUGUAGACAGAACUUUGGUGGAAUCUAUAACCCAGGCUCCAACUGCUCAAGAAGCUGGAGAAGGGCCUUCAGGCGUUUUGGAACUCAGUGGUACCCAUUCUGGAAUACCAGACAUGUCAGGGGACCUUUCUGGGUCUUUGGACCUAAGCACACUGCAGUCUGGGCUGGAACCCAGCAUGGAGCCCCCAAGCUCUCCAUAUUUUAGUGGGGACUUUUCUGGCAGCACUGAUGUAAGUGGAGAAUCCAUAGCUAGCACAACUGGCAGUGGGGAAACCUCAGGACUUCCGGAAGUCACUCUAAUUAUGUCAGAGUUAGUGGAGAGUGUGACAGAAACAACUGUUCCCCAGGAACUUGGCCAGGGGCCUUCUGUGACACAUACUCCCGAGCUCUUUGAGGCCAGUGGGGAAGCCUCAGCAUCUGAGGACCUUGACGGAGCUGUGACAGACUCCCCUGGGUCUGGGAUAGAAGCAUCUGUCCCAGAAGCAAGCAGUGAGUCAUCAGCUUACCCUGAGGCUGGAGCAGGAGUAUCCGCUGCCCCUGAGGCCAGCAGUGAACUGUCUGGGUUCCCAGAUCCACACGAAAUCACCUCUGCCUUCCCUGCAGCAGAUCUGGAGGCCACAACCUCAGGUGCGGAGGCGAGCAGCACCUCAUGGACCUUUCAGGAAGGCACCAGGGAGGGGUCUGCUGCUCCGGAAGUGAGUGGAGAAUCUCCCACUACCUCCAGUGUAGACACAGACACUUCAGGCAUGCCUUCUGCCACUCCCGUGUCUUCGGGAGACAGGACUGAAGUCAGUGGAGAAUGGUCUGGUCACACCUCAGAGCUGAACGCCAUCAUCAGCACCACCCUCCCAGAGUCUGAGGGGGCCCAGCCUACCCAGAGCCCUGCAGAGAGGCAUCAAGAAAUCGAAUCCCCGAUCCCCUCAUACUCAGGAGAGGAGACCCAAGCAGCAGAAACAAGCAUCUCCCUGACAGAUGCCCCCAACCCCUCUUCUCCAGAAGGGUCAGGGGAAACAGAGGCAGCUGCUGCAGACAUUGAUGAGUGCCUCUCAAGCCCUUGUCUGAAUGGAGCCACCUGCGUGGAUGCCAUCGACAAUUUCACAUGCUUAUGCCUUCCCAGCUACGGAGGGGACCUGUGUGAGAUCGACCAGGAACAGUGCGAGGAGGGAUGGACCAAGUUCCAGGGCCACUGUUACCGCCACUUCCCUGACCGUGAGACCUGGGUGGAUGCCGAGAGACGGUGUCGAGAGCAGCAGUCCCAUCUGAGCAGCAUCGUCACGCCGGAGGAACAGGAGUUUGUCAACAAAAAUGCUCAAGACUACCAGUGGAUAGGUCUGAAUGACAGGACCAUCGAAGGGGACUUCCGCUGGUCUGAUGGACACUCCCUGCAAUUUGAGAAGUGGCGUCCCAACCAGCCUGACAACUUCUUUGCCACUGGAGAGGACUGUGUUGUGAUGAUCUGGCAUGAGAAGGGCGAAUGGAACGAUGUCCCCUGCAAUUACCAGCUGCCCUUCACAUGUAAAAAGGGCACCGUGGCCUGUGGAGACCCCCCAGUGGUGGAGAACGCCAGGACCCUCGGGCAGAAGAAGGACCGGUAUGAGAUCAGCUCGCUGGUGCGGUACCAGUGUACAGAGGGCUUUGUCCAGCGUCAUGUGCCCACCAUCCGGUGCCAGCCCAGUGGGCACUGGGAAGAACCUCGAAUCACCUGCACAGACCCCACCACCUACAAGCGCAGGCUACAGAAGCGGAGCUUGAGACCCACACAGAGGAGCCGCCCCAGCAGGGCCCACUGAGAAGAGCUUCCAGGAUGUGUCCCCAGGAUGCUGAGCCCAGCGGCCAUCCAGGCUGACCAUGCAUCCCAGCCAGAUGGUGUCUUCUUCUUGUCGCUUUUUGUCAUUAAAGAAGGAAAAAUAAAAAUACCCCACAUUGUGUGUGCCCCGACUCCCCACAUCACCCAAGCUACAUCUAAUUUGUUCUCUCCUCACACCCCCCCCCCAAAAAAAUGCCAAAGCAAAUUUACUGUAACCCAUGGACUGAGUUUAGAGACAUUUCUUUGAUCUCCCACCGUGCCUUUCCAGGGACCAGUGCAGGGACAGGGUGAGAAGGGAUGGGGUUAAAUUAAAUAAAGAAGGUUAUUUUUUUGUUUCCUGACUUUACCCAAGAGAAGUGCAAUGGUUGGUUAUUUCACCUCCAGGAGAAGCUAGGGAGGCAGGAGGAGAAGCUGGAAGGAGACAGGGCAGGGGCAGGGGGAGUAUGGUGGCCUCAGAGCAUAAAGGACUCACAAGAGACAGACUACAGCUUAACGCGUUGGACAAAAGGAACCGAGGUCUGUGCCAUCGAUGAGGAAAGGAGCCUAGGCAGGGGACAGGCUGGCCAAGGGGAAAUGAGGUGGCCUUCCCUCUAGAGUCCCUCUUCUACUGACCACCCUAGCAGGUGUCAUUCCUCGGCUGGACUAGGUAGGGGCACUUCCUUCCCAGGGGUGCUCCACCGUCCCCUUCCCUCUCCCUACCCCGGGACGGUGCAGGCACCAGUGUUCCGUGCACCUAUUUAUAUUUUUUGAAAACUAAAGAUUAUGAUAAUUAUAAUA